CUAGCCUGUGGGCUCAAAGGGGGGGGGGCUCGGAGCGCACUCGCCAUGCUGACUGUUCGCCCACCCUCCGAAGUCAUGGUGCUCGGCGAUGGCAGAUCGUAGAGGCUAUACGCCGCUGGCGCGCCACGAGAGCCAGGAGAUCGAGCUCGCGACGGACGACGAGGGCGGGCCCCGCGACCUGCUCGGGUUCGAGGGCGCUGCCCUGCGCAGCGCAGGCCGCCCUACCUGCGCCGCGCUGAGCGUCGCCGGGGUGCCGCUGGCUGCCUCGCUGGUGGCGCUGCUGCUGCUGGCGCACCGCCUGCAGCCGGACAGCGCGGGGCGCCGCGCGGACCACGCCGCCCGCGGCGCCCCCGAGGCCGCCGCGCCCCUCGGCGCCACGAGGCCGGUGGCGGCUCCCGCGGCGGGCGCUUCGCCUGCGGCAGGCACGGGCCGCUCCGCCGGCCGUGCGGGGCGGCGGGACGGGCACGGCCGCGCCGCCGCCAGCCACAGCUCCUCGACGACGUCCAUCACCAGCAGCAGAAGCGCCUCGACGACGUCGACCAGCACCACCACCAGCGUGCCGGUGCGCCUCUGGAACCCCUCCGCGACGUCCACCACCACCACGUCGUCGGCGGCUAGGCGCCAGCCCGAGCUUGCGCACGGGACCCCUAGGGGCGGGGCCGAGGCAGGCGCUGAGCGCCACACGGCGCUGCCGUCGCUCUUCUGCUUCCUUGUGAUGAUGGCCGGUAGUGGUGAGCAGGAGCUCGUCGUGUCCCAGCUGGAGCGGGAGGGGGGCAUCUUCGGCUGCGAGUCGCGGACGGUAUUUAGUGACCAGGAGGUCCUGCUGCGCGCCGGCCAGCUCCAGGUGCUCACCCGCGCGGUGGCCAUGCCGAGCUCCGAGGUCGGCGACACCGCAAAGCCUGGGCAGACGACCAGCUCGUGGCUGAACGCCGCCACGUUCGAGCAGGUCUGGCGCGGCGUGCGGGGCGACGGCAGCUUCAAGAGCCACGCCUGGACCGCCAAGCUGGACCCCGACACCGUCUUCUUCCCCGAGCGCCUGCGCCGGCGGCUCGCCCGCGUCGACGGGGCGGGUUCGGCCGGGCUGUACCUGCUGAACUGCCCCCGCUUGGGCGGCAUGCUCUUCGGGGGCAUCGAGGUCCUGUCGCGCAGGGCCGUGGAGCUGUUCCUCGAGGGCGAGGCGCUGUGCAGGAGCGAACUCGACUGGAGCGGCUGGGGGGAGGACUCGGGGGCCACGGGCAACGCUGGGGAGGAGAUAGGCUCAGAGGCUUUGAGGCUUUCGGAGAUUCUCGUGUGUUCCCGCAGGUUUCCCUGCCUCGGGACGCUCUCCAGCAGCUGCGCCUCGCCGAGAGCACUCCAGGGGUGCCCAGGUCGUCCCGAGUGGCCGCCGGGGAGCCGA
Prorocentrum cordatum is the source of this 1396-nucleotide messenger RNA. Lineage: Eukaryota; Dinophyceae; Prorocentrales; Prorocentraceae. The record is from the annotation of a GenBank genome assembly.